AUGGGUCCAGUUGUUGACAGCAAUGAGGCUAUGCGCUGUGAAUAUAUUUUAACAAUUCUUUACACAGCUGUCAGUCUUCUCGAAGGUUUGCUCAUCUCGCUUCAGAUGACAGUCACUGGUGUUGACAGUUCCAGCCGUGUGGACUAUACAAUCAAAAAAAUCAUCAAAGAAUUGUUCGAAGAAAUUAUUUGCAUAACUGAAGGAAAGCAAAAUCAACCGGGAAAAAGUGAAAGGCGGAUGAAGCAUUCAACUCAGAAUAUGAGUAUGUUUAUGGCAUUGUCACAACAGCCACAGACUGAUGCUCUCGAUGAUCCAGCUGAAUUGUGA
Messenger RNA from Funneliformis caledonium, 327 nucleotides. NCBI's taxonomy places the organism in Eukaryota, Fungi, Glomeromycota, Glomeromycetes, Glomerales, Glomeraceae. The record is from the annotation of a GenBank genome assembly.